AUGUUGACUCUGACUCCCGUCUUAACUGUGUCCUAUGAAGCCAAGGUUUCGUUUCUGCUCCUUUCCGUGCUGGAGUUUGCCGUGGGCAUCCUGGUCAACGCAUUCAUUGUCUUGGUGAACUUUCGGGACGUGGUAAAAGGGCAGCCCUUGAACAACUGUGACAUUGUGCUGCUGUGCCUCAGCAUCACGCGGCUCUUCCUGCAGGGGCUCCUGCUCCUGGAUGCAAUCCAGCUCACCUGCUUCCAGCAGACGCAAGACCCGCUGAGCCACAACUACCAAGCCAUCCUCACCUUCUGGAUGAUCAUAAACCAAGUGAGCCUCUGGCUUGCCGCCUGCCUCAGUCUCCUCUACUGCUCCAAGAUUGCCCGUUUCUCUCACACCUUCCUGCUCCACUUAGCAAACUGGGUCUCCAGGAGAUUUCGCCGGCUGCUUCUAGUCGCUCUUCUUUUCUCCUGUGUCUGCGCUGCCCUCUGCUUGUGGGACUUUUUCAGCAGGUCUCGAGUCACUGUCGCGUCUGUCCUACCCACGACGAACAACACAGAAUUCAACUCGCAAAUUGCAAAGCUCAAUUUCUUCUAUUCAAUGAUCUUCUGCAAUGUGGGGACGAUCCCCUCUUCCCUGGCUUUCCUGGUUUCCUCUGGAGCGCUGUUUAUCUCCCUUGGAAGUCACUUGAGGGCCAUGAAGUCCCAGGCCAGAGACUCCCACGACCCCAGCCUGGAGGCACACAUCCGAGCCAUCAUAUUUUUGUUCUCCUUUCUGUGUUUCUAUAUGCUGUCAUUCUGUGCUGGCUUGGUCUCGAUGCCUUUACUGGUAGUGUGGCACAGUAAGGGAGGAGUGAUGGUUUGUAUAGGGAUGAUGGCGGCUUGCCCUUCGGGACACGCAGUCAUCCUCAUAUCAGGAAAUGCCAAGCUGAGGAGGGCCAUAGAGACCAUGGUAUUCUGGUUUCAAAGCAGCCCAAAAGUGAGAAAAGAGAUGCUUCCCAGGACACGGAUAAGCCAUGAAAUGGGCUCCUCACAAAUACAACUCUAA
Mesocricetus auratus (golden hamster) is the source of this 1029-nucleotide messenger RNA. RefSeq names its product taste 2 receptor member 38 (gene Tas2r38). Gene Ontology annotation, molecular function: bitter taste receptor activity; G protein-coupled receptor activity. Bases 1 to 1029 code for a protein of 342 amino acids. NCBI's taxonomy places the organism in Eukaryota, Metazoa, Chordata, Mammalia, Rodentia, Cricetidae. Gene Ontology annotation, biological process: detection of chemical stimulus involved in sensory perception of bitter taste; G protein-coupled receptor signaling pathway; sensory perception of taste. The transcript has a single exon. Gene Ontology annotation, cellular component: membrane. The record is from RefSeq and is a predicted model, not a curated record.